CUUAUGGCUCCCGCGUCCCCGCGGCCGCUGCCAUGUAUCCCGCAGGUUCCCCGGCCGGCCCGGCCCCGCGCCGCGGCCGCCACCCCCCGCCCGGACGCCCCGCGCCGCCGCCGCGGAACUCCGCGCCCGCCGCGGCCCCUGCCGCGCGACCCCGCGUGGCCAUGAAGAUGGCCUUCCGCAAGGCCUACUCCAUCAAGGACAAGCUGCAGGCCAUCGAGCGCGUCAAGGGCGGUGAGCGGCAGGCCAGCGUGUGCCGCGACUUCGGCGUGCCCGGCGGCACGCUGCGCGGCUGGCUCAAGGACGAGCCGAAGUUGCGCUGGUUCCUGGAGCAGCUGGGCGGAGAGGUGGGCACGCAGCGCAAGAAGAUGAGGCUGGCCAACGAGGAGGAGAUCGAUCGCGCCGUGUACUCGUGGUUCCUGGCGCUGCGCCAGCACGGCGUGCCGCUGUCGGGGCCGCUCAUCCAGGCGCAGGCCGAGGCCUUCGCGCGCCAGAUCUACGGCCCCGAGUGCACCUUCAAGGCCAGCCACGGCUGGUUCUGGCGUUGGCAGAAGCGUCACGGCAUCUCCAGCCAGCGCAUCUACGGCGAGGCCGAGCCCCCGGCCGUCGGCCCCGCGCCCGGCCCACCGAUCAAGCAGGAGUCCACACAGCCCCCUGGCGUCGGCCCCCUGCCCAGCCGCGUCCCAGCCCCGCCGCCCGCCGUGGAGGGCGGCUAUGGUGACGAGCAGAUCUACAACGCCAAUGUUACCGGCCUCUACUGGAAGCUGCUUCCGGAGCAAGCUGCACCCCUGGGCGCUGGGGGCUGCAGCCGUCGCUGGCGGGGUGACCGGGUGACGGUGCUACUGGCCGCUAAUCUGACUGGCAGCCACAAACUGAAGCCGCUGGUCAUCGGGCAGCUGCCAGACCCGCCCAGUCUGCGCCACCACAACCAGGACAAGUUCCCAGCCUCAUACCGCUACAGCCCAGACGCUUGGCUCAGUCGCCCUCUGCUGCGGGGCUGGUUCUUCGAGGAGUUCGUCCCGGGCGUCAGGCGCUACCUGCGCCGCAGCUGCCUGCAACAGCGGGCCGUACUGCUGGUUGCACACCCGCCCUGCCCGAGCCGGGCCGCCAGGUUGCCCACGUUGGAGGAGAGCGAGGAGACCCCCAAGCGGUUCUGGCCCGAGCCCCUCAGUCCCCCGGAGGAGCUGCAGACCCCUGACGGGGCCGUGCGGGUGCUAUUCCUGUCCAAGGGCAGCAGCCGAGCGCACAUCCCUGCCCCGCUGGAGCAGGGGGUGGUGGCUGCCUUCAAGCAGCUGUACAAGCGGGAGCUGCUGCGGCUGGCGGUAUCCUGCGCGGGCGGCUCCCCACUGGACUUCAUGCGCAGCUUCAUGCUCAAGGACAUGCUCUACCUGGCUGGCCUGUCCUGGGAUCUGGUGCAGGCGGGCAGCAUCGAGCGCUGCUGGCUGCUGGGCUUACGGGCGGCCUUCGAGCCUCGGCCAGAGGAGGAGUGUGCUGGGCAGCAUGCUGGCCAGGCGGAGGAGGCGGCUGAGCACAGCAGGGUGCUCAGUGACCUCACACACCUGGCAGCCCUGGCCUACAAGCGCCUUGCGCCGGAGGAGGUGGCCGAGUGGCUGCACCUGGACGACGAUGGGGGGCUGCCCGAGGGCUGCAGAGAGGAGACCGGCCCUGGCCGGCCACCAGUGCUGGCUUCUGUGGCCCCUCCACUCCCAGUCAGCCUAUCCUCUGUCAUGGAGAGUGGGGAGGAGGAGGAAGAGGCUGCUGUGCCCACCGCUGGGGAGGCUGUUCAGGGUCUGGAGACAGCUCUGCGGUGGCUGGAGAGCCAGGACCCCCAGGAGGUGGGGCCACUGAAGCUGGUGCAGCUGCGCUCACUGAUCAGCAUGGCCCGGAGACUGGGGGGCAUCGGGCCCUCGCCUGCAGCCCCUGAUGAUGGGGUGUGACCAAACCAGCCCUGUUGGCCCCCCAGGGGCCUUUGUCCUGCUGCACCUGGAGGGAGUCUCCCCUUUGCCCUCCUCCCCUCCCCUGGGGUCACCCUCCCAAGGCUAGGGGUUACAGGGAUGCCAGCUCAGCCUGGCUUGGAGGAGCUCUGUUGGUGAAGGGUCAUCCUGCUCCAGUGGUACCCCAGGCUCCCUCCCGGGGCGGGGAUGGGGGUGGCUGGAAGAGAGGCCCUGGGCUCAUGCUCCUCCUCCCUGGGCAAGCACAUGGGGUCUGUGGCCUCAGCCUGGGCCCCUGCCGCACAUGCCUGACUCUCACACACUCCACAGCACUUACCAGCUCCCGGGCCCCACAGGACUGAGGCCUCCAGCCCACCCUCUUCCUGCCCAGUGCCCUGUUCACCCCAAGUCCUGGUGCUGCGUGGUUCUCGUGCCACCUGACCUCGGUGGGGAAGCACACCCCCGGGGUUCUGUUUCUAUUGCAUUACGUCCAUUUUUACAGAUAC
Phyllostomus hastatus (greater spear-nosed bat) is the source of this 2434-nucleotide messenger RNA. RefSeq names its product tigger transposable element derived 5 (gene TIGD5). Bases 33 to 1934 code for a protein of 633 amino acids. NCBI's taxonomy places the organism in Eukaryota, Metazoa, Chordata, Mammalia, Chiroptera, Phyllostomidae. Gene Ontology annotation, molecular function: DNA binding. The record is from RefSeq and is a predicted model, not a curated record. The transcript has a single exon. Gene Ontology annotation, cellular component: nucleus.